GCAUACUAAUUAGACAUUGCUCGGCCGGUCUUGCGCUAACCACGUGUCAUCAAGUUGUCUGCACCACCGUCAUGCCGUCUGCAGUGAGUUCAGAGAAAGGAGACGCUUCAGAUGCUGCAGACGACCAAAAAAGCGGAAAACAAACGACAGAGGACGAGGCCCCUUCAGAGAGCUUUGAGGUAAAGGGAGAUGCUAUGAGUGAUGGUAGAGUGUUCAUUCUGGAGCGCAUUGCAAUGACAUUGAACAUUGUCGGCCUUGGGAUGACAGAGCCACCCAAAAUAGUGGUUGGACCCCAUGAGGCGGUGCAUGAAAUUCGGCAAGUUGUGUAUGACAGACCCGACACUUGUUAUAGGACAUGUUUUUCAAUACAACUGGAUGGUCAACGGCUUGAUGAGUUUGCUGAGUUUUCAGGUAUCCAAGGACUGAAGGACGGCUCUACAUUGAAGCUUGUUGAAGAACCGUACACUAUGAGAGAUGGUAAACUCCAUGUUCGGCGGGUGCGGGAACUGCUAAGUGGAUCAAUGAUUGGAAGCCUGGGGUCAGCAUAUGGAGCAGGGCAGUCACCCUCUCUUCUCAGUGUCAUUAUGCAGGCUGACCCAGAACAGAGGAUGGCAAGUCGCUCUGUUUCAAAGACGGAGAAAGAAUCUGGAAUUGACUUUAUGCCUCCGGAUUAUGUUCUUCCUCCUGAUGAUGAUGAUGCAACUUGUAGUGUAGGAGAACCACCACUCACACCACUACUUCCCCACUUUCAGGAUUCUAAGCCUCUUGAGUGUGUUUAUGACAUCACUUACAGCUCAUGGAAUCCUCCUCCAGGCUUACGUAGGAUGAAAGGUGAUCUGUUUUACUUGGAUGUAGUAACUCUUGAUCGAGCAAAGUAUUGUAUUACUGCAACGCCAGCUGGAUUUUUGGUUAAUAGGAGUGACGAUGAUCAGUUUAAUCCCAGUCCUGCAAAAGAUCCAUGCAAAGACUACACUCUUAUUGGUUUACUGUCACAGCUGAUUCCAUCAUUUCGGAAAAAUUUUGCUUCACUGACAAAGUCCUUCAUUAAAGAGAAUGUCAUCGAAGAGUGUCCAUCUCCAUUCACGGUUAAUGUGUGGGUAGCUCACAAACAGCAGCACACAAGAGAUUCAUUAAGAGCAAGUGAUUCUUCUACUCUUUGGUCAUUAGUACAGUCUGAUGAAAUCUGUGGCCAGACUCGAGAGUGGAAUGAGGAAUUGAUGCAAUCAAGGGAAAUGUCAAAGGUUACACUCCAACAACGAAUUGUCAGAAUGAGGACCAUGUACAAGUGGGCAGUUGAAUUUACUGCUACAGUUGCUAAAGGCAGCUGUUUGGCAGUUGAUGGUAACAUCUCUGCUCUUAAUCCUACUGAUGACGACAAUUUGUUGAUGUACUUGUGGAACAAUGUGUUCUUCAGCUAUCCAAACAAUUGCAGUAACUUGUAUGACCAUGUUGGUGGGGAUUUGGCAGCUCAUGCAAUUGCGUCAUAUGAUAUCAAGGGCAUUGAGGCUAUCAACAAGAUUGACGUGGAUGGUAUCUGCACUGUUGGGACUGCAGUUGUAGAUUAUCGCGGGCGACGAUUAAUUGCUCAAAGUGUUGUUCCUGGUCUUCUGCGUAGAAGCUCAUCACAAGAGAGCUUAAUCAAACAUGGGGUUACAGAUCAUGGCAAGAAUGUGUGUUACAGUGAAGAAUUUAGCAAACUGUUGGAAGAACCUGCUGAGAAGCUGAAACUUAGGAAGCACAAGGUAUUCAAUGAGAAGAAUGAAGAGCUUGAAAUGCACUUUCCUAUAGAUUGCAAGGGUGUUUGUGGCACUGAUGGCAGAUACUAUCUGAUAGAUCUGUGGAGGCUCUUUCCACCUGAUGCAAAUUUUCUUCAUGUGUCUCGAAUAACCAGGAACCCAACUGAAAAAUCGGUCAGUAGUGAUGAUGAGGAAGUCAGACGUAGUGAAGAAACUGAUCAGUUUGAUUUUCCACAACCGAGGCAUCGAGUCCAUGCUUUAAGGCCUGAGGCUGUCAGUAGUUUUGUACGGUUGAAGUAUUUUAAGUAUCUCCAACUAGCAGCGUUACGAGUGAAUGACUCACGGAAACUUCAAGAGGAUGUGCAGUUGACAGCAGGAAAGGAUGAAGUAGUUGGUGGUGAACUUAGUGAAUCAGAAGUUCUAACCAAGAAAGAGGAACAACAAGAAGGCACCACUCAGCCUUUACUUGAAACAGAUCCUACAAUUGUAACUAAUAAUGGACUUGAUCAACCACUAAGUGAGAAAUGUUCAGCAGAAGAGGAAUUGUCUUCCUCUGAAGUAGUAGCUACAGUCAUAGAUUUUAUGGUGGAUGGUCAAGUGGCGACUAGAACUAAUCCCGAUUCUGUCAAUGAGCCAUUGAGUGCUCAAAUUGAUUCUGAGUCUUCUGGUUUAUCAACCAUUUCAUCUCUUCCUGAAGGGGAGAACAGUGAUGACAAGAAGAGAGGACUAAAUUUGUCAGGUGAGAAAGAGGUGGCAACUUCUGAACAGAAAGAGGUAAAUGGUGAAGUAGCUCAUCAGUUCAAAUCAAGUUCAUCUUUUGAAUUGGAAGCUUUGAGUAAUGCUUCAGCAAACAAAUUUCAGUUUGUAGCAGGUGGUGAUCAAGGAACACUGCAUUCAAAUGAUUCACAGGCUGAAGAAGUUCUACUGACUGCUGUCAAAAUUGCUGGAUCUUCUCUGGAGAAAGAGUUUAAUGUUUUGUUCAAUCCUGAUGUGUAUGGAUCAGCCCAGGUGGCUGAUUCAGAGGAAACUGUAAGAUCAGACCAAUUGUUAAUUCAAGAAGCAUCUGAUCACCUUGUUCAAAAAAUUAUUCCCAAUUUUGUUAAAAGUAUGGCAUCAACAGUAUUGAUUCCUACUGAUGGAAUUGCUCUUACGACUCUUAUGCAUAGUCGUGGCAUUGGCAUGAGGUAUUUGGGUAAAAUUGCUUCACUUGUUGCUAGUAAGAAGAAGCUGGAUCAUGUGUUUAGGAUUUGUGUUCUUGAAAUGUUAGCUCGAAGUGUCAAACAUGUUUUUCGAAUGUAUCUUCAUAAUGUAUCACUUCAAAACACAGCAAGUGUUAUAGCCCAUCUUUUGAAUUGUCUUCUGAGCUCUUGUGAGAACUGUCAGUUGUCUUUUGUGGCUGAUGAACAAAUGUAUGGCUCCAAUAGGCUGAAAAAGAAACGGAACAAAAAGCGUGGAAGUGGAAAACAACAACAGCAGCAACAGCAGCAGCAGCAGCAGCAGCAGCAGCAGCAGCAUGCUGACAAGGGGACAAGUGGAUCAGGACCAGAAUUAGCUGGUGUAACUCCAUUCUCGCUGUGGAAGGAGGUUGUUGGUGACACUAUAAAUUGUUAUGGGUAUCACUUUGAUCAGUGUUCUAGUUGUCAAACUGCAUUGGACAACUACCAGCUUAGCAGGCUGUCACUUCUACGACUUGUUUGCAAGAAAUUAGGUUUUCAGCUAGCUGUUCGUGAGUAUGAUUUCAGAAACAAGAAGCAACCAACUUUCACAGAAGAUGACAUUCUUGAUGUUGUACCUAUUGUGAAGUAUGCUAGUCCCACUGCUGGUGAUACACCAUCUUUGUGUGAUGGAGCUCAAUCAAGAAUGCAUGCUGGUCAGUUUGCGGAAGCUUUGGGCAUUUUGUUUGAGGCAAUGAACAUUUAUCAGCAGGUUUAUGGAGCAAUACAUGAAGAAUUAGGAACAGUUUUCAGGUUGUUGGCUAGAUUACACUACUUAAUGGAAGACUUACCACAGGCUAUAUCGUAUCAAAGGAAAGCUGCUGUUAUUUGUGAACGUGUUCUUGGAAUAGACCAUCCUGACACAAUAGUGGCUUAUGUACAUCUUGGUCUAUACUGUCAUUCAGCAGGACAAAUUAGUGUAGCUCUUCGACUAAUGUACAGAGCACGUUACUUGACUUUGUUGGCUUAUGGUGAGGGUCACCCUGAUUUCGCUACGUUUGAUACUAAUAUUGGCCUUAUGCUCCAUGGAUUGAAAGAGUACAAACUCUCACUUAGGUUUCUAAAGAAUGCCUUGAAACUUCACUCAAAGUAUCAAGGAGAGGAGAGUAUUCACUGUGCAAUGGGACAUCAUCUCGUAGCACGUGCACUUGCAAACACAGGAGCAGUGCAAGAUGCAAUUAAGGAAGAGAGGAAAGCUUAUGCAAUGUACUCAAAAUUGGUGGGUCCUGAUGACGAUCGUUCAAAAGGGAGCCUUGAUUGUGUUAAACAGCUGACACGUAUAGCUGUAGAUAUGCAAAGGAAGAUAAAUGAAACACGCAGUCGCCAAGAACAGAAAUCUACUUUAGACCUAGAGUUUGUAAAUCAAGUGUUGCAUCAUUUUGACCAGCCACAAACUGAUGCUGUUGUAACUGGUCAAGCUUCCACCAGUUCUACUUUGGCAGUACCUUCUUCAAGUGAAACAAUUUUGGAUAUGUCAAAGGGUGACUAGCUACCAUUUAGGUCACUUGUGAAACAUGCUAGAAAUGUUAUAUUGCCAUGACUGAUAUUGGUAGUAACAAGCUGUAUGUAUUGCCAUAUAUUCAGUAAUUUAAUGACAUGCAUACAGAAUGACAUGCUUGAAUUGAGUGGCACUUAACCAGAUUGAUUAAAAGUAGACUGAUGUAC
Messenger RNA from Corticium candelabrum, 4615 nucleotides. Its product is annotated as clustered mitochondria protein homolog. Gene Ontology annotation, cellular component: cytoplasm. Gene Ontology annotation, molecular function: mRNA binding; protein binding. The record is from RefSeq and is a predicted model, not a curated record. The transcript is spliced from 46 exons. Gene Ontology annotation, biological process: intracellular distribution of mitochondria. Bases 72 to 4439 code for a protein of 1455 amino acids. NCBI's taxonomy places the organism in Eukaryota, Metazoa, Porifera, Homoscleromorpha, Homosclerophorida, Plakinidae.